GGUGGCGCUGGCGGGCACUUCCACAUUUCCCCACAAAAGAGGAAGACACGUGAUUAGUUUUCUCGAACUCCAACAUGGCGGCCGCCAGGAGGCUGAAGCGCGUGGUGGCCUCACAGCCAGGUUAUUUAAGUUUAAAUGACUCUGCAGCCGCGAUUAGUAGUCGACGAAAACGCGUCAACAAGAAUAAGAAAAAGAACUGGAACAAACACAGCGAUAUCAACGAUGUAGAGGAUUUCUUGGAGGACAUCAGACAUCAAGAGAGGACCAUCGGUGGCCUGUUGUCUGAGAAGUCAGACGAUGGCUUGUUCUUUUUGGAUAUUGGGCAGAAACAGAAAGAUGACCAUAAAGUACCAAACAAGGUGGAGGGGAAGAGGAGGAAAGGAAGGUCACAACAUCCUCUCAGGAUAGAUAUGAUCCUGCAGCAUGGCUCACACAUCCCACCAAUUAAAGAUGUACUUUCCCACCAACAACCCAAUGCCAAGAAACUCCGUCGCCAUGCCGAGAUGGCCGCGCAACGGGCGGCCAAAGGCAUAGUUCCAAAAAGUCAGAGAAAGCAGCUCAACAGGAAGCCGUCGAAGACAAGAGCCAGAAAGGCAGAGACAGAGGCCAACAACAAUCCAACCAGAGAAUAUUAUGACAUUUGGAGUCAAGAACCCAAAGAUUCAUCAGAUCCGUGGUACCUUCAGCAGACAGGCAAGAAGCGAGUAAAGCGACCCGAGAAGUUGAAUGAGAAGCCGUCUGUGCUCCCUGCGGUGGAAGUGAUUGCUCCUGGAGGUUCCUACAACCCAGACUUCUUUGCGCAUCAGGCUUUACUGCAAGAGGCCCACGAUGUGGAAGUAAAGAAACAAAAGACAGAAGACAAAAUUGUGAGACAGCUGGCUGUCAACAAAGAAGACCUGGUGACGGAGGCGCACAUAUUUCAGGAGCAAGUGGAAGGCCUGGUGGAGGAGAAUGAAGAAGAAAGCUCUGCUAACGAGGGAGAGGAAGAUGGGGCUGAAGGAGCCAUCACACAGGCAGAGAAGAAGACUGAGAAACAAAGGAAAAAAGAGAAGGCAGAGAAAAUCAAGGAACAACAGCGGCAAUCCGUCAGAAAGAUGACUGACAAGCGACAGCAGCUUUUCCAGCUUCGCUCCAUCAGAGCCACCAUCAAACAGCAAGAACAGAGGACCUUCGCUAGGCAGAAACUACGGAAGGCCAAGAUGGAAGCCCAGAAAUCUCAGCCCAGACGCCUCGGCAAACUAAAGUUUCACGCUCAGGACCUUGAGGUCAAGUUGAGCAAUGAGCUUACCAGCUCGCUACGACAACUGAAGCCAGAGGGCAGCGUCCUCAAGGACCGCUUCAAGAGUCUGCAGAAGAGGAACCUCAUCGAACCCAGAGAGAGAGCCAAGUUCAAGAGGAGGUACAAGCUGAAGUAUGUGGAGAAGAGAGCUUUCAGAGAAAUCACUUAACGCCACCAACCUCGGGAACGGCCACAUGACAGAACUGUGUAUAUACAACUCAAUAAUGUCACGUCAAUCAAAACAAAACAGAAUUCAAGUGCUGGUUGUCGGUGUGAUGUUUCUCAGCAGGUAUGAUUUUAUCUCAAGUUAGUCAGUUGCUUAUUAUGACCAUAUAAACGAUGCUUAUGUUGAGUCACUGCUGCCUUGCAUCUCAGCUCCUGCACUUUUGUGUGGUUUACACCCUUUUUGCGGCAAUGUUUAUAUUAAACCAAACCUAUAAAUACACUA
Doryrhamphus excisus (bluestripe pipefish) is the source of this 1727-nucleotide messenger RNA. It is a transcript of the gene nop53, whose product is annotated as NOP53 ribosome biogenesis factor. NCBI's taxonomy places the organism in Eukaryota, Metazoa, Chordata, Actinopteri, Syngnathiformes, Syngnathidae. Gene Ontology annotation, biological process: rRNA processing; ribosomal large subunit assembly. Gene Ontology annotation, molecular function: 5S rRNA binding. The record is from RefSeq and is a predicted model, not a curated record. Gene Ontology annotation, cellular component: nucleolus.